AUGCAAUAAAUUGACAACCUGGAAUAUGUCGAUUAAGUCAACUCUUGGCUUGAUUUGUCCAAUUUGCUCAUCAAAUUGGCUCCAAAUCAAUAGAAACAGUUCACUAAGGAAUUGAGGGACAAACUCAAAAGCGGAAACUAUUUAAAGCCAGCUCCCAUUUAAAAAAUGGUGUUACCCUUUCUUUUGCAAGAGAAAACAGAGGAAAGAUUUGUGUAUAUCAAAUCACCCACAGGUACAGGCAAAACACUAGCUUUCAUAUUGCCAAUAAUAUUUUUCUUCGAUUAAGAUUAUAUACAAUAAUAUUACUAGGCACAAUAGGAUGGGCCUGUUCAAUAUUAUCCAUAUGCCAUUAUUUUGGUUGCAACUCAUGCUCUCUUAGCUUAAAUCUAAAAAGACUUUAUAGGCGCGACUCCGGACAUCUUGUUGAAAUAGGGAUUUAAAGUCCAACAUUUUGAUAAAGGUCAGGAUGAAAGUAUAAUAAUGGGCCAUGUUAUUUGUGGAGUCCCAUAAACAAUUCUAAAACUCAUACAAAAAAAAACAAUCAACCUGAAAAAUGUGAGAUUCAUUGUGGUUGAUGAAGCAGACAACACAAUAUUGAAUGAUAAGAGUCAGAAGGUAAUCUAAAUAAUCUCUAAAUUUUUGGAAUCUAACAAUUUGAGAUGGAAAAUCAUAUCUUGUGGUGCAACUAUGGAGGUUAAUGAAUUAAAAUCCCUAUUCAUCAAAUCAUUAGGAGAGAAGAAGCAGGGUGACGAAGAGUUCUUUAAAUUUAAAUACUUCGAUUUUCAAAUCACUCUCGAUAACAUAUAUCACUAUUAUGAUGGUUCUACUGAUAGAGAAGAGGAUAUGUUGAAAAAAAUGGUUUCUGUUAUCAAGGAUACGUUUACAACAUUUGCAGAAGCAUAAAUUAUGAUAUUUUUCAAUGCCAAAUCAAAAUGUCAUGAAACAAAAUAAUUACUCAUGAAUGACCCUUAACUAAAGUUUCUGGUUGAAGGAAAUUGUCUAUGUGAGAUAAUUUAAGACAAUAUCUAGGAUUAUGGUGGUGCUGAAGAAAUGAGGAAAGCUUAACAAAAAAUAGUUGAUGAUUUUAAGAAUGGUGUCUACAAAAUAAUGUUCUGUUCAGAUUUGAUGGGUAGAGGAAUGAACUUUAGAAAGGUCAGAUUGGUCAUUAAUUAUGGAGCUCCUAGAGUCAAGCCUGAUGGUGAAUUUGAUCUUAGAAGGUAUAAUCAAAGAGUUGGGAGAACUGGAAGAAUGGAAGAUCUAGGGGUUGCUUUAACACUUUUAAAAUUGUCUAGUAAAUCGUUAAAUUCAGACAUUCCUGAGGUAAAGUUUACUGACUUUUUGCAAUCCGAAAUUCCUGGAUUAAUUUUAAAGAAGUAUGAGACAACUGAUUUUUUCAAAUAACUAAAAGAAGUGUAUACAAAAACAUAGCAAAAAUAGAAAUGA
Paramecium tetraurelia is the source of this 1443-nucleotide messenger RNA. RefSeq lists its product as uncharacterized. Gene Ontology annotation, molecular function: nucleic acid binding; ATP binding. The record is from RefSeq and is a predicted model, not a curated record. Gene Ontology annotation, cellular component: nucleolus. The transcript is spliced from 5 exons. Gene Ontology annotation, biological process: maturation of LSU-rRNA from tricistronic rRNA transcript (SSU-rRNA, 5.8S rRNA, LSU-rRNA). Lineage: Eukaryota; Ciliophora; Oligohymenophorea; Peniculida; Parameciidae.